Molecule: messenger RNA, 4094 nt
Organism: Gryllus bimaculatus (two-spotted cricket)
Lineage: Eukaryota; Metazoa; Arthropoda; Insecta; Orthoptera; Gryllidae
Source: the annotation of a GenBank genome assembly
AUGCACUCUACACGCCUCCCGCUCUUCUAUGCGCGCAUCAAGAGAUCCGAGCGAACGCACCGCGUCGUCCGCGGAGUCGGCGUUCGUGAUGGGCGCGACCGGGGGCGGGUGGGGCGGCGCGGAGCGGCGCGCGGGGGACGCGCGCGCGGCGGGGCGGCGCCGGCGUGGGCGGGGGCCCGGGGCGCGGGGCGCGGCUGGCGGGCGACGUCUGGGGCCGCGGAGGACCGGCCCGUCGACGGCCGGGCGGUCGGGCGGGUAGAUCGAUUGAUGCUGUUGCCUUGUGGCCGGAUGAGAAGAUCUCGACCUAUGGAGCACGCGGCGCGCGGGCGGGGAGACAUCAGGCUGGGUGUGCGAAGACGUGGCGGAGUCAACCGCUACGCCUACAGCGGCUGGCGAACAACUCGUUUGCGAGAUGGGCGUCGUCGGCAGCGAGAGGGAAAUUCAGUGACAACGGGUAUACGUGAUUCAGAAGAUUCAUCAGAGAGUAGUAAUACUACAGAAGUGCUUCGCUACCUAUUGGCGCAUAGUGGAACUACAUGUAUCACAGAGUAACUGGAGUAAGUUUCUCCUUGCAUCGUGGACGCUUCGCGUACUGCGCAUGUGCAAGUUUUGGCAGUUGUUAUUCAAAUGCUUGUUGAGGCUUGUUCAAACGGCUGAGUACAGCCAGUGUGCGACUGAGAUAAAGGUUUGUUAUUGUGACAUUUAAAAUGUGGAGCAGGAAGCGGAUGUCGGUGACUUACACACCUAGGUCAUUAAAAAGACCUACAUCAUUAUUCAAGAGACGUAUUUCUACAGUAGAAAAACCAUCUUCGAACAUUAAUGUAGUGGUUCGUGUUCGUCCACCGAACGACAAAGACUCCACAACCAGGCAAGUUGUACAAGUUCUGGAUGAGAAUUGCCUUGUAUUUGAUCCCAAGGAAGAUGAAGGGGAUUUCUAUGUUGGUGGACUGAAACAGUUGAACAGGGAUAUGUUGAAAAAACGGUAUAAAAACUUGGAAUUUCAAUUUGAUAAAGUGUUUGAUCAAGAUUCUAACAACCAGGAAGUAUUUGAGGGAACUACACAAAAUCUUAUUUCUUCACUUCUGGACGGAUUUAAUUGUUCAGUUUUUGUUUAUGGUGCCACUGGUGCUGGUAAAACUUACACCAUGUUGGGAAACAAAGAAACUCCUGGAAUUGCUUUUCUUACAAUGGUGGAACUGUACAAGAAGAUGGAAGAAAAAUCAGAUCACAACUUUGAUUUGAAGAUUUCUUAUCUUGAAGUAUAUAAUGAAAUGGUGAAGGAUUUAAUUUGCCCGUCUGGACCACUCCACUUAAGGGAUGACGGAAAAGAUGGUACUGUUAUUUCUGGCAUUAAAACCCAUCGUAUUGAAAGUGCUGAAGAAUUAUUUAAGAUGCUCGAGUUUGGGAAUCGCAAUAGGACCCAACAUCCUACUGAUUCAAAUGCUGAGUCAUCUCGCUCACAUGCUGUUUUUCAGGUACAUUUGUGCAUCACGCACAAAUUAAGUGUGGAAACAAAAAUUGCCAAGUUGACUAUGAUUGACCUGGCAGGAUCUGAGCGUGGGGCUGCUACUGGUGGAAAAGGAGUGAGAUUUUCUGAGGGUUCAAAUAUCAACAAAUCUUUGCUGGCGCUAGGAAAUUGUGUUGAUGCUCUUGCAGAAGGUCACAAACACAUCCCAUAUCGAAAUUCAAAGUUGACUCGAAUUCUAAAAGAUUCUCUUGGGGGAAACUGCAAAACUGUUAUGAUAGUAAAUGUUGCUCCCUCAAGUAUUGCUUAUGAGGAGACAUUCAACACUCUUAAUUAUGCCACAAGAGCUAAAAAAAUCAGUAAUAGGGUUCGCAGGAAUCUUAUGAAUGUGGAUAUGUCUGUUGCUCAGUAUAAAAAAGUUAUUGAGGAAUUAAAACAGAGAAAUCUUGAUUUAGAAAAUGAAAUUCAGAGUUUGAAAGAAGGUAAAAUUAAUCAAAGUGAUAGGAAGGGAUUUGAUUCCGAGUCAUGUCCUGACAUUGCAAAAGGUAGACAAGUGUUACGGUGCUUAUAUGAAUUGGAAGGGAAAUACAGAAAAGAAUUAUUGAUGUAUCAAGUAAAAAUGAAAACAACUGACUGGAGAAUUUAUCAAAAGCAAGUAAUAAGUGAAAGAUUUCAGAUAUUUGAAUACAUGUUGGGUGAAGGAAAGAGUCAGUCACGAGUGGAUGAUUCUAUAGCAAAGCUAAAAAUUCAAAGGAAAGUAUACAAAGAGAAAGUGAAAUCGAUUCAGAAGUUGCUGAAAGAGAAAAAGAAUUUACGGGAAGUAGCAUUGAAAGAUAUUAAAGCAAAAGGUCUAAUAGAAGAACUUCAGAAGGAUAUAGAUCACUUUUCAGGAAAGAUGAAAGAGAACGACUUCGAGAUGCAAGUAAAAUACUACAAAGACCUUUUAUUGAAACAGCAGCAUGAAAUGACCAAUUCAGACAGAAUUAUUACUCAAAUAUGUAAAUCUAUGGAUUAUUAUUACUCUGUUCUCAAUGGUUCUGGAAAGGUAACUGACCAGAUGAAAGAAGAGUACUUGAGUCUUGUACAACAACUUUCAGGAAUAAAAGGUGUCAGUUGGGGGGAUGAACCUUGUGAAUACACCAUGCUGCAGAAGGUAAUGGAUCUAUCCUUUGUUUCGGAUGACUCUAGAGCAGAAUGCUCUCCCCAAAAAUGUGAUUUGGGUGCCAAAGUAGUUCCUGAAGAUGUGUCAUUCAAGAAUAGUGCCUGUCUCUCCAGCCCUGUUAAAGAUGCAAGUCCACCAGGUGAUAAUUAUCGUGUCCCAUCAACUCCUUCAGUGGGCCUUUGUCGUAUUGCAGAGUAUCUUUCACCUGAUGGGGAUGAUUGUGAGAAUGUUUCACCUUGUAAAGAACAAAAUCCCAUCCAGAAAGCAAUUCCUUCAUUAGAGUCAUCUUCAAAAGCUGAUUUUAAUAAGACUUUUUCAGUGGAUCCGUUUUUGGACUGUGAAGACUGUAUUGCAAAAUCUGUGACACGCCUUGAAACUGUCCAUGAAGAAACUCCCAAUUCUGUUGUUUUGAAACAUAAAGUGAGCUCAAGUGCACUUAACACUACAUUUGAUUCCCAGACAAGUGAAUGUGUUAAUGAAGAGAAGACACCUGAAAAUUGUUCAGAGUCCUCUCCAGACACUCUUUCUCUCAAUACUACUUUCACAAAGGAUACUCCUUCCCCUGGUCUCAGCUCCAAUGCAAUCUGUGUUAAUUCAUCAGGAAGAAAAGACUCGUCUCACAGCAUUCAGACUUGUUCAUCCUCAGUGAUCAAGCCCAAACCUCAAAUGAUUCGAUCAAAUUUACCUAAAAUAAGAAGUGCUUCUUCUAGUAGAAGCAUGGUAAUGAGUGCAGGUUCAUGCCGAAAACCUAGUACCACUGGCUUUGGAAGGCAACCAGUUACUAACUCAACUCUCAAAGACAAGCUUCAAGUUCAGCCUGAUAAAUUCAAAAUCAGACCUGGGGCGACAAUCAAAAUUCAGUACAAUGUUCUCUCAGACAAGAACAAGAUUGUUCCAAAAGUCCCAGUCUCAAAAAGUAAUUCUGGCCUAAAGAAUGGAUCUUUACAAGAAAGAAAUUCACUUAGAACACAAUUGAAAGAAAACAGAACAAUAGAAACUCUGAAAAGAAAUUCUCCACUUAUUUCUCCUAGAGUUCGAGCUGAUAUUUUGAUGACUAACGAAUUCAGAUUGGCUCCUGUGAUUACACAAGUCAAGAAGAUAUGCUUGUAAAUAUUGUUGAGAAGUAUUGUAGUGCUGAAGAUAUGUAUAUUGAGUCACUCCAUUUCUAUAUUUUAGUGGAAAGUCUAUACCACUCUAAAGUGGUGGUACCUAAGCUUACCUUUUUCUCAAACUUAAAUAUGAUUACAUUUUUUCAUAUAGUUUUAUAUUGCCUUUUGAAAAGAUGUGAAUUUUAGAAGAAUUUUAUUGAUGUGUAAAUAUUAUAAUGAUUUUCAAAACAUUGUAAAUAUGUACAAAUACUGGUGAUAUAAAAUAGAAAUUAUUUUUUAACUUUAUAGAGAGAGAUUUUAUGUAGUCUGAAACUAUGUAUUCCCUGUAUAUUUCAUAAAUAAAUAAAACUAUUAAUUG